Messenger RNA from Meyerozyma guilliermondii ATCC 6260, 3516 nucleotides. RefSeq names its product transcription factor TFIIIC subunit. The transcript has a single exon. Bases 1 to 3516 code for a protein of 1171 amino acids. The record is from RefSeq and is a predicted model, not a curated record. Gene Ontology annotation, biological process: 5S class rRNA transcription by RNA polymerase III; transcription initiation at RNA polymerase III promoter. Gene Ontology annotation, cellular component: transcription factor TFIIIC complex. Gene Ontology annotation, molecular function: DNA binding. NCBI's taxonomy places the organism in Eukaryota, Fungi, Ascomycota, Pichiomycetes, Serinales, Debaryomycetaceae.
AUGUCAGAGCAGACAAGGUCAACGGUUCAUCGUCAGAACCCAUUCUCGAAUAUGACGUACUAUGUUCUCAUCGAGAUUAUUCCCAGACUAUGUCGCAAAAAUGUCGCUCCUAUUAAGUUUCUGGUGUUUAUCUUGUUGUUUAGUAUGCUGUUUACAUGUCCUCCUAGUGAAUUGGUAGCAUUUGUAUCUGAAACUCUUGCUUUCUCAGGUAGACAGGGUGUUCUGCUCCCGCAGCUUUGGAUAGCUCUUUCUGAGAAGCUCGGCUGCUCAGAAAUCGACGCUUUCCAGAAAAGUAUUAUAUGGAGGUGGAUGGUUCAUUCGGGCCAAAAAUCUGGGGCUGUUGAUUUUUUCAUUAUGAAGGACCGUGAAAUGGUGUCUGAUAUUGACUCCUAUGAAAAUCUCAUCUCUAAUGGUAAUUCGGAGUCUGCAUACAUUGUGCUACCAACUGAAGAAGCUCAAUGGCAGCAUUUAACUCACCAGCGGUACUCAAAAAGGCUAAAAUUACAACUAGGAGAAUUUCCUUUUCAACUUCUCUGCGAGAUUGCUAGUCAUGGCAAGAAGGGAAUAUUUGCUUCCGAAUUGUCAAAGGUCACAGGGCAGGACCCACGAUCGAUGACCCCCAGACUUCGAAAACUAGAAGAGUCUGGCUACAUUGUUAAAAGAGGUGUGUACAAUGAAGCUGCUAGUCAGCACACUAGUGUGUGCAUUCACAUGAACUUUGCGGACACCGAAGUAGAAUCCGCUGCUACAGAUUUUGAUGAUGACUUCGAGUCAUCAAGAAAUGUCUACAAACUAAAGCAAUUUAUAAUUCUGUCCCUAAAGAGUGCACCUAACCAUCUUCGUGGCUUUAAAGACUUGAAAAUUGAAUUGAAUCUUCACAAGGACAGGUCUUCAGGGAAGUUUUUCAGAAGCAUCGUGGAAGCAUUGCACAAGAGGGGUUAUGCGGAGAGGGUUUUGGUGAAGAAUCCAGACAAGACCACACCAAUAUAUUGCAUUCGCUACAUCAAGGACCUUCCGAAAGAUACUGACGAGAUAUCAGACUUCGUCGACUUAUCUCGAAGUAUGAAGGAAGAAACUCAAGAAGAUGUCGAAGAUGACCUUGACGCGUUACCGUCACUCAACCAAUAUUUUCCUUUGGCAAAUCAGCUCAUACUGAUUAUCAAUACAUCUGGUGAGGAUGGCUCUACCUCUAUGAACCUAGUACGAAGAUUAACGGGGACAUCUGAUUUCCGACCGAUAGUAAAGAUUUUGGAUGUGUUUUCUACCUUUGUUAUCGCAAACAAUGACAAGAAGUUGCUUAAGCCAACACCAGAUCCCUUCCAAAGUAUGUCCAUAUCUCGAGCAUACGACUUUGCAGGGAAGUUCAAGUUCUACAGGUACUUUGUUGAUUCUGUAACACUGAAAAGCAUUGGUGAGCCAGCCUAUGUGACGCCCCAUACAAGGAACCUCAAACAGAUUAACAAAUCCAAUUUUAGGGCCAUUGGCCGUGUACCUCCGGGGCCAUUACUGUCAAUCAAAAAGCGGAAGAUCUCAGAAGCGAGAACUAGUACUAAGCGAACGAAAGUCAACCGACAACCAACUAUCGUAAAACAAGGUGCUCUGGAAAUUACAAUUCAUGAGCGAAGUUCACCGAAAACUAAAGAGUCCGUUCACAUCACUGGAGGAAGCUCCUUGAAAGCUUCCAGAAGAAGGACGGAACUUCUCAACAUUAUAAAAGAUCUUGGAGGAGUUGCUUACACGACAGCAAAUUUGUGCCGUCAACUCGACUCAAGAUUGGGCAACACUACAGUAACAGAUAAGAAGACUCUAGCUAGAGACGUCUCUACAUUAAUUGCCGACGGUAGCAUUUACGUCGAGAACGUUGAGUUCUCCAGGUCUGGCCAGAACAUUUCAAGAAAAUUGCUUAUAUUAAAACAGCCAGAAUUUCAACCAUCCGAAGAUCAGAUAGAGAAAAUGAAGCAAAAGUGCAUCGAAGAUGUCGGAAACCGAACCUCGUCACAGAUGAACAGACGAAUUAUUGAUGGUGAGGUAAUCAUGAAGAACAAAAAGGAAGGGAGCCGUCUUUCUUCGCUAUCAAAUGACGCGAGGUCAGUAAAACUUGAAGCUGAAGACACCACUCAUGUUGACGAACUGCGCAAUGGUGUAUCUAAGGGGAAAAAGGAAAAGAAAAAGGCUACACUGAUUAACUCUGGAAAAUCAAUUGAGACACAAAGGCACUCUGCUCGCAAAGCUGGUCCCAUCAAGUUUGACAGUGAUGAUGAAAAUACACUUUUUAGGGCUGUCGUCAUAUCGAAAACGUUUCAUCGAUCAAUCGAUUUCAGCAAGAUAGCUUCACUUUGGGGAAAUCCGGAGGAAAAAAGUAUCCGUCAGCGUUGGUCCACACAUAGAAAAGCUAUCGGUGGACAGUCCACGGUAGCGAGAGGUAUCAAAACCUUUGAAGGUAUUGUUAUGAGUGGUAUCGAGAAUGGACUUAUAGGAAGCGAGGAGUUAAGUUCAAUCAACUUAAAGUUUUUUCUUGAUCUAUGGAAUGACUAUGACGUUACAACAACCGCAGUAGCGGAAAAGGAGCCUUUGUACUACCUGCUUACGGAAAACCUUAGCUCUUAUAAGUUUGUCGACACAUCAGGACUGCAAUCUGACACUUUUGAGCAAAUUGAAGACUGCUCCAUGCGGCAGAAAGAGGCAACCCUAGCAAAGAGACCAUUCUAUCAAAAGAUGACAAGCUCGCAGAAUAUUGAAAAUAACACACUAAAGACAGUGAUCCGGGCAAUAAUCUCAACUGAUGGCGAUAAGUUUGACCCUAAAAUGGUCGCAAAGCUACUCGAAAAGUUUAAUAAUUCAGACGUCGAGAAUGCGACUGCUGAGAUGUUGAAAGAAAAGGAGAUUAUUUUCCAAGAGAACGCCAAUUUCAAGUUUCUGUUCUCAGAAAAGUUUCAAAUGGCUUUACAUCCCAAGUCUUUUGGGGUUUCCUUUUUGGAUGAUGCUGGAGAGUUUGCUAAUAGUUUGUGCGAGUUGAGCGACUCGUCCAAAGGUUUGAUACUUUCACAAGCAAUUAACGGAAGUAAUAUGGCUGUUCUUUUGACUUUACUAUCGCGCAAUAAGUUGAGCCUAUGGAGAGUUGAUCGGCCAUAUAAGUUGAACGGAUACGAGUCACGAUUGAUUGAUAAGAACAAGCUUUCCUGUGACUUAAUUGUCAAAGUUCAUGAUUCAAAUCUGCUCAAGGUAAAGCCCAGCACUAAAGUCCCGACAGGUAAGGCAGGUUCCCAUCUUUGGCUCGGUAUUGAUGGAGGCAUUAACGUGAAUAUGUGGAAAAGCUUGAUUGCAAGCCUAUUAUCGCUUCUUGUAUUUCGUCCGGGAAUUGACGAGACGGCACUAUUCAGAAAACUCAAGCACGCGCUUGAAAUUGAAGAUGUCAGGAGUGUGGUGAACUGGCUCAUUGCAAAUGAUUGCCUUAGGCGACUGGACCACGGAUCAUUUUACGUUUCGAAGAGGUGGAUAAUGGUCUUCGGAUAUUGA